CAACGGAACUACGCAGUUUUGGUUCGGUAAGUUCAAGAUCAGCAUGUGUCACGGACAAUCGCCGGAUAGGAAAGAGUAAGAGUGUCACGGGACGAUUUUACGUGUUGAAAACAUUCUUCUUGUAGUCUAAUUAUAUUAAUGGUGACGUGAUCCGCUCGGUAAAGGCAAUCAAAAACGAUUCGAACGAAAAUGAAAGUGGUACGAUUUCUCCUGUUGAUAUGCGUGCUAGUGGCAGCUGUUUGCGCUAAUCCUGCCGUGGAUAACGGUGCCCCCAUCAAUCAUGUGGCACCGACAACGGCCAGCAAAACGGCCCUGGAGGAGUCCUUUGUGAAACGCUUGGGUGCCAAGUGUACUCAAAAGGAUAACAGCUCUUGCGUGAUGCUGAAGUUGGUGAGCUACAUGAAUCGGAUACUGAAGAAAUCGAGCAUUGCUCUCGGCGACAGCGUCGAGCUGACCAGGACUAGAACCGAUGAACCGGCGGACGACCCAGAGGAGUUGUCGGUCCUGAGCCGUUCGGCCAGCUCAGACGACCACAAGCUGAGCGUCAUUGUGGCGGACAAAAUCUGGCGCUUCAUCCAGAGCCGCAGCGUCAAGUGGAAGGCCUUCCGGGUGGCGGACAUCGUCGUUGCUUCCGGCGAGGGAGGCAAGCUGAACUUUGGCGUUUCACUCGAUACGAAAAAGCUGCUGGCCGAGGGUCGUGGCAAGAUGAAAAACUACGGACCCAUUCUGAUGGCAUUCGUCAUGAAAGCGGGAAUCGUGGGAGCACUGGUACUGAAGGGAAUUGCUCUGCUUGUCGGUAAGGCACUGUUGGUGAGUAAGUUGGCAUUAUUGCUGGCCAGUGUGAUUGGAAUCAAGAAGCUGCUGCACAAGAAGCACGUGACGUACGAGGUGGUGGCACAUCCACCGGAACAUCAUCAUCAUUUGGAUACGUACAGCUCCGGGUGGGCCCGUGCCAUCGAUGGAUUUGUCGAUUCGUUUUCCAAGGGAUUGGAGAAAAAUCUCGCCAUGAAGGAUGCGGACGAGAUGGCGUACGGAGGCCAAAUGGCUCAGUGAAUUUCUCGCUUUCUUUCUACUAGCAAUCAACGAUGAGAGUGCAAGCACCUGGUACCUGAGAUUUCUUUCGUAUCAUUCUAUCCUGUGAUAACCCAGUGCCGUUUCUGUUCGGCUGUGUGUCUAUGGCACCCUGAUGUUUAUUUUAUCGACGCACUAAUUUA
This is a messenger RNA of Ochlerotatus camptorhynchus, 1214 nucleotides long. It is a transcript of the gene Osi3, whose product is annotated as Osiris 3. Bases 190 to 1053 code for a protein of 287 amino acids. Lineage: Eukaryota; Metazoa; Arthropoda; Insecta; Diptera; Culicidae. The record is from RefSeq and is a predicted model, not a curated record. Gene Ontology annotation, cellular component: membrane. The transcript has 3 exons.